Molecule: messenger RNA, 894 nt
Organism: Caenorhabditis remanei
Lineage: Eukaryota; Metazoa; Nematoda; Chromadorea; Rhabditida; Rhabditidae
Exons: 9
Coding region: 1-894 (297 amino acids)
Source: RefSeq, a predicted model, not a curated record
AUGAAAUUUAUUAUUAUUCUUGUAUUAUUUGGACACAUUAACUUUUCUGGAAGUCAAACGUGCCAAUGCAUUCAACCAGAUCCAUCCGCAUUCAAUUGCCUCGGAUACGACAGUAAACUUCAAGCAGAUACAAUAGAUGAAGCAAUUGCUUCAUUCCCCGAUUUAUCAAUGAAUGAUCCGAAUUCUGAUCAGACACAAUCAGAUGUUGGAUGUGUCACUCAACAAUGUCAAGAUUGCAGGAAAGAUAUGAGAAAACAACUUCAAAAAGUCGGUCUUCUUGCCAAAGAUAUAAAUGACAUCAUCUCUACUCAAGUGGACACAAAUUCAACAUGCACCAAAUACCGAUUUUCGAUUGAUAAGCAGAAACAGAGCAAAAAAGAAGACGACGAUGAUUCAGACAGUGAUGAAUCUGAAGAAAAGGAAGAACAUAAAAAGAAGAAGGAAAAGAAGCAUAAGCGAGAUAAGCGACAAGUUAUGCCAAUGGGAACUGUCAAUUCAACUGACCCUAAUUUGAUUGGGACCCGAUUCACUAUCUCAUGUGCUCACAAAGGAACUGCAGUUGAUCCAACUGGAACUGUUUCAUUAUGUUCAUCUUGUUGGGUCUGGAGACGACUUCCGGACAAUUAUCGCCCACAAUAUAUUAAUGAACUCGUUUGUGAUAACACUGAUGGUGACUGUUUGAGUGGUUAUGCAACUUGUACAAUUGGACAUCGUACCUUUGAAGCAACCAGAAAUGACAAUGGAGUUAUGACACAAGUGAGCCUUACUGCUGGAUCGUAUUGUGAAUGCAGAAUAUCCAAGAGUUCUUCCUUACAGUCUCUCGUUGAUGGCAAUGGUAUUAGUGGAACUUACAAUCCUCUUAGCAACACUACAGGUGUUACAGGAGCCUUGUAG